AUGGAUGAAAAGACCCUCAAAUUAGAGCUGACAUCUUCCACUUCCUCUCCUCUCUCCCCUUCUCACUCUCCCAUGCAGUGUAACAAUGAUUGCUGCUCGGCCACCUUCCCUCUGUCUGAGGAGUUCCUUGGUGCACGUCAGCCCUGGAGCCGGCUCUGCCCCAUGGGCUGUGGUGCUCUGCUCACACAGGCCACCCAGACCCAACACAACUGCUUCAGGCGGCUGAAGCAGCAGGUGGAGUACCAGAGGCAGAACCACAGAGCCAUCGCUAGUGCCCCCCGAAGGAAGAUGAGGAGAAUGCAGACCACCAUGACACAAGUCAGGAGGCAGGUGGCACUCAUCUGUGAGAGUCUAGAGGUCAUGGGAGAGGCAGAGGAGGGACAGGUGGGUGAGGGAGAGGAAUAUGGAGGGGGGGAAUCUGUGAAUCUAGAGGUCAUGGGAGAGGCAGAGGAGGGACAGGAGGGUGAGGGAGAGGCAUAUGGAGAGGGAGAGGGGGAAUCUGUGAGUCUAGAGGUCAUGGGAGAGACUGCAGAUGUAUUCUGA
Messenger RNA from Salvelinus fontinalis (brook trout), 543 nucleotides. It is a transcript of the gene rnf151, whose product is annotated as ring finger protein 151. Lineage: Eukaryota; Metazoa; Chordata; Actinopteri; Salmoniformes; Salmonidae. The record is from RefSeq and is a predicted model, not a curated record.